CGUGAAAUUCAUAAUUAUAGACGGUUAUUGCAUUAGGAGUGAGCUUUUAGAUUACUUGUAUGCAGAAAGACAAACAUUGGAUACGUUUGUUUUAACCCUAGUGUAUUCUAGCUAAUAUUAGCAUGCGAUUGCACCGUCGAGCUUGCGUUGUUUUGUUAUUAUGGUCCUCCUACGAUAGCGGCAGCAAACGCCGACCCGUUCUCGAAACAGCUUACAUAUGAAUUCAGUGCAUAGUUUUACUCUUGGCUACAUGGCACUUGUGGGUGCAUUCUACUCUUUCAGUCUCCCACAGCGACGCCAAAACCCACGGUUGCUAGCGGAGCUAGCCCCAGCCGCGCACCGGUGUCAAUUUUGACAGGAGCCGACGAAGAGCACGGUGUUGUCGGCACUGUUGUAGGGAAAGCGGGCGGUAGUUUGCUGCACCGUUGAUGUGGAAAGCCUCAACGUGGGGCUCUACAGCGCCGUGAAUCCAAGACCCUCGCCCCUAGCUUCAUGGUAGCAAGUUUAUGAGAUUCACUGACCGAUUUGGCGCCACUUUUUUCCGUCAACACCCAUUGAAUCCCGUCAUCUUGUCAUGUAAUAUACACGCAGCAACGAAGGAUGCGCAAAAACAUCGUCUGUAUUUUGUUAAUAUAAAGGUUUUAGCAGUCAACACUUUGCUACAUUGCCGCAUUUUUUAAAAUAUUGUAUCUCUGUUAUCUUACACCAUCCAUGCCAGUAAUGCAUAAUAGCGAUGGGUUGUCUUUAUUGAUGCAUUAAUUCCUUUCAAUCGUCUUUUACUGUGUCUGUCCACACUGGAUGUUGUAAAAGGAAUUUAAACUGGUACAUUAGGGGUGUUUUGGCGUAAUUCAGUUUAAAAAUCAACUGCCAAUUCCUGUAAAUAACGGUAAUUCAAAAGUUUGCCUGCAUCCUUGCAUGUAUAUGCCACUUUUUCAUACAGUAGCUACAUGCAAUAGAUGUGGCCUGCAGUAUCUUGUUGAUGUUGGUAACCUGUUUUGAUUGGCCGAGGGUUGAAAGGGGCGGACAGUGCAGUUCCAUAUUUGGCCAUAGAGGAAGACAGUCCAAUCUGUCACGAGCCAUAAUUGUAAAGCAAAGGGGCUGAGAAAGAGGGAGCCAAUGGUGAGAGUGCUCAGUGCCACAAGAGCAUCUGUACCGCCCACUGUUACCAUGUGAGGUUUCAUGCAACCUGACCUGUCCAGUUUUUUUCUGAGGAUUACAAGCCAGUCAUAAAUUGGAAGUUAUCCAGAAGAUGUUACAGAAAUGAUAGCACCAGAAAUACCAGCAGACUUUGCCUAUGCUCAUGAUACAGACACACAGUUCUCUUCAGACACAGACUUUUCUGAAGAUUUAGAUGGAAGGAGUUCAAUUUCAUCGAAAGGAAAGGGUGGAAAGAAGGGGAAGAAGGCAGCAGGAGACAAAGGCAAGGGCGUAAAGGGGGCAGGCCGGAUAAAUGGCCACCACCAGGAGAAUGGCAUGGAAAACAUUAUGCUGUUUGAGGUGGUCAAGCUGGGCAGGAGUGCAAUGCAGUCUGUCGUUGAUGACUGGAUUGAGUCUUACAAACAUGACAGAGAUUUGGCACUACUUGAUCUCAUCAACUUCUUCAUCCAGUGCUCAGGGUGUAAAGGUGUUGUCAGUGGAGAGAUGUUCCGCAACAUGCAGAACUCAGAAAUAAUCAGACGAAUGACAGAGGAAUUUGAUGAGGACAGCGGAGACUACCCUCUUACUAUAGCGGGGCCUCUGUGGAAGAAGUUCAAAUCAAGUUUUUGUGAAUUCAUUUCGGUCCUGGUGCGGCAGUGUCAAUACAGUAUCAUCUAUGAUGAAUAUAUGAUGGACACGGUCAUCUCGCUUCUCACCGGAUUGUCAGACUCUCAAGUCAGAGCCUUCAGACACACCUCUACACUGGCAGCCAUGAAGCUGAUGACAGCCCUGGUGAAUGUAGCUCUCAACUUAAGCAUCAACAUGGACAACACCCAGCGCCAAUAUGAGGCCGAGAGGAAUAAAAUGGUGGCCAAAAGGGCCAAUGACAGACUGGAGCUCCUGUUGCAGAAGCGAAAAGAGCUCCAAGAAAACCAGGAUGAGAUUGAAAACAUGAUGAAUGCAAUAUUUAAAGGAGUCUUUGUACAUCGUUAUCGUGAUUCCAUAGCAGAAAUCAGAGCCAUCUGUAUAGAAGAGAUUGGAGUGUGGAUGAAACUCUAUAGUGACGCCUUCCUUAACGACAGUUAUCUAAAGUAUGUGGGAUGGACAAUGCAUGACAAGCAAGGUGAGGUACGUCUGAAGUGUCUGACAGCUCUGCAGGGUCUGUACUACAACAGAGAGCUCAAUGCAAGGCUGGAACUCUUCACCAGUCGCUUCAAGGACCGGAUCGUCUCCAUGACCCUUGAUAAGGAGUAUGAUGUUGCAGUUCAAGCAAUUAAAUUGCUCACUUUAGUUUUGAAUAGUACAGAUGAGGUAUUGACUCCGGAGGACUGUGAGAGCGUCUAUCAUCUGGUCUACUCAGCACACAGGCCUGUCGCUAUUGCAGCAGGAGAAUUCCUCUAUAAAAAAUUGUUCAGCCAGCGGGAACCAGAGGAAGAAGGUGCCCCCAAGAGGAGAGGCCGACAAAGUCCUAAUGCCAACCUCAUCAAGACCACUGUCUUCUUCUUCCUGGAGAGCGAGCUCCAUGAACAUGCAGCCUACUUGGUGGAUUCUCUCUGGGAGUGUGGUGCUGAGCUACUGAAGGACUGGGACUGUAUGACAAGCUUACUGUUAGACGAUCCAAUGCCAGGAGAGGAAGCUCUGACUGACAGACAAGAGACAGCUUUGAUUGAAAUCAUGCUGUGCACUGUACGCCAGGCUGCUGAAUGCCACCCGCCUGUUGGAAGAGGGACAGGGAAGCGGGUGAUGACAGCGAAGGAAAGGAAGACUCAGCUUGAUGACAGAACCAGAAUGACAGAGCUAUUUGCUGUGGCUUUGCCCCCUCUGCUGGCCAAGUACGCUGUGGAUGCCGAGAAGGUGACCAACUUGUUACAGCUUCCUCAGUUUUUUGACCUGGAAAUAUAUACCACAGGACGUCUGGAGAAGCACCUUGAAGCCCUACUCCGCCAAAUCAGAGAAAUAGUGGAGAAGCACACAGACACUGAAGUCUUGGAGACAUGCUCCAAGACCUACCAUGCCCUCUGCAGUGAGGAGUUCCCAAUCUUUAACAGGGUCGACAUUGCCCGCUCACAGCUGCUGGAUGAGCUGGUGGACAAGUUCAACACGCUGCUGGAGGAUUUUCUACAAGAGGGUGAAGAUUCUGAUGAAGAUGAUGCUUAUCAGGUUUUGUCAACUCUAAAGAGGAUCACAGCUUUUCACAAUGCACAUGAUCUGUCUGGGUGGGAUCUCUUUACUAGCAACUUUAAGUUGCUCAACACAGGCAUAGAGAAUGGAGACAUGCCCGAACAGAUAGUCAUCCAUUCACUGCAGUGCACGCACUAUGUCAUCCUGUGGCAUCUGGCCAAGUCAUCUGAAGGCAGCUCUCGAAAGGAUGACAUGGUGACCUUGAGGAAACAGAUGAGGGCCUUCUGUAUGAUGUGUCAGCGGUACCUGACCAAUGUCAACACCGCCGUCAAAGAACAGGCAUUCACCAUCCUUUGUGACCUCCUGCUCAUCUUCAGCCACCAGAUGGUGUCUGGAGGCAGGGAACACUUGGAGCCCUUAGUCUAUUCCCCAGAGGAUUCGCUUCAGUCUGAACUGCUCUCCUUCAUCCUGAAUCACGUCUUCAUAGACCAGGAUGAUGACACCAAUAGUACAGAUGGCCAACAGGAUGAUGAAGCUGUGAAGAUUGAAGCUUUACACAAGAGGCGAAACCUUCUUGCUGCCUAUUGUAAACUCAUCAUCUACUGUGUGGUAGAAAUGAAAACCGGCGCUGACAUUUUCAAACAGUACAUGAGGUAUUAUAAUGAUUAUGGCGACAUAAUCAAGGAAACAAUGAGUAAGACCCGGCAAAUCGACAAGAUUCAAUGUGCCAAAACCCUCAUCCUCAGUCUUCAGCAGCUUUUCAAUGAAAUGCUGUCAGAGCUGGGCCAUGGCUUUGAUCGCUCAUCCUCUGCUUUCUGUGGAAUAAAAGAGUUAGCCCGUCGGUUCUCUCUAACCUUUGGCCUGGACCAAGUUAAAACCAGAGAUGCCAUUGCCAUGCUACAUAAGGAUGGCAUUGAGUUUGCUUUUAAGGACCCAAGUCCCCAGGGAGAAGGAGGCCCUCCCCUCAACCUGGCUUUCUUAGACAUCCUCAGCGAGUUCUCCUCCAAGCUGAUGAGACAAGACAAGAGGACUGUCCACAUGUACUUGGAGCGCUUUAUGACGUUCCAGAUGGCACUGCAACGAGAGGACUGCUGGCUCCCCCUCAUUUCAUACAGGAAUUCCCUGCAGGCUGGCGGUGAUGACGACACAAUGUCAGUGAUGAGUGGUUACUCCAGCAGAGGCUCCUCUGUUCGUUCCAAGAAGACCAAGGCUCCUGUUGUGACAGCUGGAACCUCUGCAGCCAAGAGGAAGCUACCAGAAGAGGAGAGCAGUAGCAGUGAGGUGUGGCAGCAGGGUAUUCAGACCCCAGUCAUGAUGCCGUCCCCCCACCUGACCUCCACUGCCAUGCGCGAGCCUAAAAGGGGUCGCGAUGACAGCUACAUGGGCGUCUACCCCCUUCCUCACGAGCAGCAGCAGCCCCACCAACACCCACAACACCAUCAACAGGCACCUCAGCACCACCAGACACCCAUGGAUUACAAUUCCCAGGUGACGUGGAUGCUGGCCCAGAGACAGCAAGAGGAGGCUCGUCAGCAGCAGGAAAGAGCCAUGAACUACGCCAAGCUCAGGACCAACCUGCAGCAUGCUAUACGUCGUGGCACCGGCCUCAUGGAGGAAGAUGAAGAGCCAAUUGUGGAAGAUGUGAUGAUGUCGUCUGAGGGUCGUAUGGAUGACCUGAAUGAAGGCAUGGACUUUGAUACCAUGGACAUUGACCUGCCACCAUCUAAAAAUCGGCGUGAGAGGUCUGAGCUCAAGCCGGACUACUUUGACCCCGCUUCGAUCAUGGAUGAGUCGGUCCUUGGAGUGUCCAUGUUUUAAACUCCUAUCCAGAUGAUUUUCAAGCUGGGAUACAAGAAGAGGAGCUUUGUAUUUAAAGAGAAUUUUAGAUGCGAAAACAAGUGUGUUUUCUGUAAGAAAAAGCAAAAAUGACAAAAAAAAGUUUGGGCUUGUACUCCACGUGGACCAAUGAUGAGCCACACUCAGUGUUGCUUGCUCAGAGAGGACUUGAAAUCUAUACUUUUCUAAUCUUGGGUAAGCUCUUCCUGUUGGGCCACUUCCAACCCUAUUUUGACAUCCACAAUAGCAUCUUCCCCAAUUUUACUUUCUUUGCCUCUCCCCCCUCCCCCCCUCCCAACGGUGGAUGGAUUGGUGUGUUUUUAAUUUAAGAAACGUUCAUUUGUUUUCUGUCUAACCCUUUUUCCAAUGUAGUAAGUUACCAGGUGUGAUGUAGUAAUUUAUAAACGGACUGUAGUAGCUUGCCUGUACUGUGUUAGCCACGUGGACGGAGGUCUUUCUGUUUGUUCUCUUUAAGUUGAGGUCCUGAUAACCACUGGUGGUUCAGAUGAUGUAGAAACAAUCCCAGUCUCAACGCUCCAUGCUCGACAAGUAGUACGUGUUAGAGCUUACCCCAAGAUCUGGACCACUCCUUAACCACCAUCUGCUAAGAGGAACGUUCAAAGUCCAAUUCUUUCUUCUCUUACAAUCUAGCAGCAUCAUGUCAAAAUGGGUAUCGUACAUUUUAAAUAAAAAAUCUAUAUGAAUCGGUGCUGAUUUUUAUAUAUGUGCUUUGCUUCUUUUCAACCUUCAGUCACACCAAUGUAAGAAAAAAAGGAAAGCAUGUCAAUCCAUGCGGCCAGGAAGAUUUUUAGAUUUGUACUUUUACCCUUUUGCUUUUUUCCUCCCUCCCCUUUUAUUGUCUUGGGGUUUCUACCUUCUUUCCUAAUGUGUAAAUUAGUUUGGAUAAAACGAAUGAAAUUCAGCUUUAAAGAUUUUCUCAACUUGAGUCAUGUCACACAUACAAAAAAGAAAUAUAAUCUGUGAAAAUAUUAAAGACAAGUUAUUCAGCAGCGCUGUGGCAGCUAGACGACAGCUUAGAUUUUGACACACACACACACACGUUUGAAUGGACUGGUUUGUCUUCUUUUGUAGUCAUUCCAUGCUUGAGCCUUAAACAUGCUUCUCCUGUCACGCUAAAUCUUCCAUGUCAGCAGAGUGGUCAUGUUUAAAGGUGCAUCGUCGGCUUCUUAGAACAAGACAUGAGGUGGUCAAAUGUCAUGUGAUUACGUAGAUGAGCAGCCUAUAUGUGUUUUGCCUAAUUAUUUUAUGUAAGUAAAAACUCAAUUCUUUUAAGGACAAAGUACUGUUUAUUGUUUGUUGCGUACCACUACAUAUGGUAUAAAUCCUUAUUAGAUCAUGUGUAUAUAUAUUCAAAUUUUAAUUUCUUUCCUUUUUGGCCAUUUUAUUUUGUGCUUUUGUUUCUGCACUCUUGCCUACACCCUAAGUUGUCUAUUCUCCCACUCUGUUUUCUGAUUUGUACUUGUCUGGAGACAGUAACUUUUGAAUAAAAAUCAACACAUUUCAA
Molecule: messenger RNA, 6619 nt
Organism: Dunckerocampus dactyliophorus (ringed pipefish)
Lineage: Eukaryota; Metazoa; Chordata; Actinopteri; Syngnathiformes; Syngnathidae
Gene: stag2b
Product: stromal antigen 2b
Exons: 34
Coding region: 1261-5076 (1271 amino acids)
Biological process (GO): sister chromatid cohesion
Cellular component (GO): nucleus; chromatin; cohesin complex
Molecular function (GO): chromatin binding
Source: RefSeq, a predicted model, not a curated record